UUAAGCAUUGAUGUCAACUUUUAUUACAAAUGAAAAUAGGGCCUCGUAAUAUGAUACUUACAAAGUACUUUCGGUUUCGAUUACAAAAGAAUAUUAGCCUUUCUAGAUAACAGUGUGAUGUGAAUUAUGUUAUAUUCCAAAGAAGGCGUCCUUCUAAGAAAUAAUCCCAUUCUGAUAUUCUUGUUUUUCGUCUUAAUUCGCACAGUAAAUCCAUGCAAAUGGACCAAUGUUGCAACUUGCCCCGAUACGAAAGAUAAGUGGGACAUGGCUGCAUCCAGAAAGAAUUGUUUAUCGAGCAGCAAUUGUUCCGACUAUCACUGCGUACCAACUGAGACAAACCAACUUGUAGAAGUUUGCACAAAACCUUUCUAUCUCCAAGGAGUGUGUCCGUACUUUGAUACAUUUGGAGAAAGGUUACAAAUGGGAAAUGUUUCAUGUCGGACAGGGAGUGAAAAUUGCUCUGCUAGAUACUUAUCUACAUCUGUGUACAAAUAUAAAGUUUGUUUUCCAAUCCAAGGACAGCCGUCAUCUGGAACUUCAGGUAUGCAUACGCAUGAUACGGAAAAGAAUUCCUGGGUACUUUACGUUGUUAUCAUCUUUACAGUAUUUAUUCAUCAAAAUCAAUGAUGAAAAAAAAACUCAAAUUGUUUGCAACAUCAUUAUUACAUAUGUAAAUAUUUCAAACCUCAAAAUCAAGACUUUGUCUUUGUCUAUGCAUUGAGUCUUUACAUUAGUCUCUUUUGUUGAUAAUGUUGUUUCUCUUGUGCCUACUUUCAAUUGCUAGUUUCAAAUAAAACAACUA
Molecule: messenger RNA, 802 nt
Organism: Magallana angulata
Lineage: Eukaryota; Metazoa; Mollusca; Bivalvia; Ostreida; Ostreidae
Exons: 6
Coding region: 127-627 (166 amino acids)
Source: RefSeq, a predicted model, not a curated record